CGAGGAAAUCCAUUCAGGUAUUGGCAUAACUUUUUAUUAAAAAAGUAUCCAAAGAAUUCAGGAUUCAUUGUUUGAUAGUUUAUUGCCAGGUUCGGAUUCCAACGCGCUACCGAAGUUGCCAAGGUAACAGUCGCUCACAGGAAAAAAAUCUAGUAUUCGCUAUACAACUUGAAAGUAAACUUCCAGUUCAAUAACUAAUAAUGGCCACAAGUUCUACAGAAAAACCUGUUCUACAGAGUAAUUCGAGUGCGCAGAAACGUUUUAUGGAGAAAUUAAUGCGGAAAAUAUUUUGCUUCUAUGACGGACAGUAUCUAAUGGAUGUGGUGUUUAAUGUUUUAAACUCAACGUGUCUUAUUCCCGCUCAUCGUUUGAUAUUAUCAGCAGCAAGUCCUUACUUCAAGAACCUUUUCAAUGCUGAUCAAGGCAUUAAUCCCACCGUCGAAAUAAAUGAUAUUGAUAGCGAUACUUUAGAGCGUUUAAUAAUCUUUUGUUAUACCGGCCAGCUGCCGAUUACCGUUAGCAAUGGCGGUGCGAUGCUAAAGGCGGCAAUCGUUUUGCAACUGGACGAUGCCAUAAGCACUUGUGUGGACUACAUUGUAACACAUAUCAAUGAUUACACAUUGCAGCGUGCUUAUACACUAGAGCGUGAAACGGAAUGUGAACUACUUAAGCAAAAAAUCAUCGAAUACGAAAUACAGAAUUUCAUGAAGGUGAGCCAAAGCGACGAGUUUAUGAAUUUUGAUGUUGAAAAAUUGCAAGGCAUUCUCGAAUCUGACAAUUUGAAUAUAACUCGUGAGGAAGAUGCCUAUGAUGCCAUAAAACUCUGGAUUAACCAUGAUGUCCGUGCUCGUCAAGAACAGCUACCACUUUUAAUAGCUUCUCUGCGGCUUACCCAACUCUCUACGGACUUUCUGUUGACACACAUACACCCGUUACCAGGCUGUGAGCUACUGGCCAUGAAGGCGGUGUUGUGGAUCAGUGAGCCUAAAGCACGGACUAAGAUAAACAUCCGAUUUACAGAACCACGGGUGUUCAGUGCUGGAAAUUGUAGUGAGACAACUUUGCUGGCAGUUUGCUCAAAGAUGAAUGGUUCAAAUCUGCUACAAUAUAACAAGACUGAGGAUGAGUGGCAAGACUUUGCGAGUAUAAAAUUCGAUUACCGGUGUUUUAGUACUAUUUUACAGGAUGAUAAUAUAUUAUUCAUUGGAGGUUGCAAUAAAUAUACAACAUUCAACAAUGUUCUCUGCUGGAAUAUACGAAAUAAAACAUGUCGAAAUUUGCCGGCCAUGAACCAAGCAAGAUACUGGCAUUGUGUUGUCGAAUUAGAUGAGAAAAUUUACGCGAUUGGUGGGCGUGUGGGUAAUGAAAAUCUGUCGUCAGUAGAAAGAUAUACGAAAUCCGAUGGUUGGAAGUUCGUUAACAGUUUGAUUGUGGGACGAGAGGGUGCCGGUGCAGUAUCUUUGAAUGGUAAAAUAUACAUAGUGGGCGGUUAUUGUGGGAACAGUUCUUUAAAAUCCGUCGAAUGCUACAACCCGGAUUCGAAUACCUGGACUCCUUGCGCAGAUAUGAAAACAUGUCACUAUUUGCCGGGGGUAGCUGCACAUAAUGGUCAUAUUUAUGUAUUAGGUAGUUGGUGGCGCAAAAGUAGCAGAACUGUUGAACGUUAUGAUCCUCAGCAAAACAAAUGGUCUCAGAUUUAUUGUUUGGAAGGUGUCUAUGGCAAUAUCGCUGGCGUAUCGCUAGAUAAUAAACUAUGGGCUCUUGGUGGCACCUCUAAUUCUGAUGACAAGACAAGUCUAUUAGUUUAUGACGAGGAAACUUACUGUUGGGAACAAAAGUGUUCAUUAUUAAGAAGAGGCAGAUAUUCCUGUUUUGUGGUACCUGCAGCUUUGCUGGCGUCUGAAUGA
Molecule: messenger RNA, 1907 nt
Organism: Bactrocera tryoni
Lineage: Eukaryota; Metazoa; Arthropoda; Insecta; Diptera; Tephritidae
Product: kelch-like protein 1
Exons: 8
Coding region: 201-1907 (568 amino acids)
Molecular function (GO): protein binding
Source: RefSeq, a predicted model, not a curated record